This is a messenger RNA of Physella acuta, 1036 nucleotides long. Its product is annotated as procathepsin L-like. NCBI's taxonomy places the organism in Eukaryota, Metazoa, Mollusca, Gastropoda, Physidae. The record is from RefSeq and is a predicted model, not a curated record. Gene Ontology annotation, molecular function: cysteine-type peptidase activity. Gene Ontology annotation, biological process: proteolysis.
AUGCUGCAGUUGGUGACCUUGGUCUUGACCUUCACUGCCAUCUCGGCCAGUAUCCUCAACGACUGGCUGACCUUCAAGGCCAGGCACGGCAAGGUGUACACAGGUGCCGAGGACACCAGGAGACGCGGGCUCUGGCUGAACAGUGUCAAGGCCGUCUUGGACCACAACAAGUUGUACGAACGUGGGCUGGUGGGCUACUACCUGCAGGUCAACCAGUACGCUGACCUGUCAGACGCUGAAUAUGCCAUCUUGCUCCAAGGUCUCACCCCGCUUGUCUCUGAACAAAACUUCACUUCAACGACACUGACAGCAGACGUCACUACACUUCCUGGGACAGUUGAUUGGCGCAAAAAUGGCUACGUCACACCGGUCAAAAACCAGGGUGCAUGUGGGUCAUGCUGGGCUUUCUCGGCCACCGGGGCCAUCGAGGGUCAGCUGGCCAAGACCACAGGGCAGCUGGUCAGCCUGUCCGAGUCGAAUUUAGUCGACUGUUCCAGGCCAUGGGGUAAUAAUGGCUGUAAUGGUGGCCUAAUGAUCAAUUCCUUCCAAUACGUCAUUGCCAACAAUGGUAUCGCUACCCAGGCCAGCUAUCCUUACGUGUCUAAGGAGAGUAACUGCACCUUCAGUACAGCAACGGUCGGGGCUAGGAUCACAGCCUACAAAAAAGUUGCUCUCGCCAAUGAGAGCGCCCUCACACAGGCCGUGGCUACGGUUGGGCCAGUGAGUGUUGGAAUUGAUGCCAGCUUAGGUUCGUUCCGCUACUACGGCGGUGGGGUCUACGACAACACAACCUGUAGUUCUAGUCGACUGACCCACGCCGUGCUGGUGGUAGGAUACGGCACCAACGACGCCGGCAAGGACUACUGGAUCGUUAAGAACAGUUGGGGUACAUCUUGGGGACUGUCGGGCUACAUCCUAAUGUCCAGAAACAAGAACAACCAAUGUGGAAUAGCAACUUUGGCCAGCUAUCCAGUCAUGUAGUUUACAGAGAACUUGAUGAAAUCAGAGUAGUAUAGCGUGCUACCCACUCAUGUAG